AUUAGCCUAAAAAAAAUCUUCAGUCAGUUGAGAUGUAUUCUGUUCUAUCAUAACAAGUCUGAGAAAAUAACAGAGUCAUAAAUAUGUGUAAAAGUCAUAGCAAUUUUCCUAUUAUAAGUUUUUAAAAAUAUAUGUUUACCGAUUUGUAGAAUGACAUUGUUUCUCAUAAUUUUGUAUAGUUACUAAUUUUGAAUACAGACAUGGAAUGCUCCUUCAUUCUAUCAUAUAAAAUUCCCUAAUCUACAAAAUGAUAAUAUAAACUAAGCUACCAACUAGAAUUUCUCUUUCAUAAUCAAUCAAUUAUAAAUUUGGUGCGGUGCCUGUACUUCCUGGAACAAACCUCCAUCAAUCCAUAAAUAAUAUUCAGAUGGAUUAUAAAUACCCAACUGGCUAGUCUCUGCAAAGAGGAUUUUUAAGGUUUUAUCAGCUCUCCUUAUUUGUAGACUGCUAAAUAUUUGUAUUUUAAAAAAUGAAGUUAUUAGAUAAUUCAAUUGAAGUAACUGAGAAUAGCACAGAUAUCCCAUGGCAUAUUCACAGGGAAGAAGCUCAUAGUAUUUACUUAUCUGGUGCCAGAUCUAUUCAGUUUGUUAUGGUUAGUCUGUUUGCUGGAAUUGUUAUCUAUUUUGGUUCCAAGAAAUACCAUUAUCCAUUCACAGUUGGUUGCUUUCUUUUUGGAGUUGCAGUGGGAUUAUUAGAUGUGCACAGCCAAUUUGUAAGAAAUUUCACCUAUGUCAGCAGAAUGAACCCUAGUGAUAUGAUGCUUACUUUCUUACCAAUUUUAGUUUUUGAAUCUUCCUUUGGAAUGGAUGCUCAUAUGUUUUAUCGGGCACUGACACAAUGCAUUAUUCUAGCACUACCUGGAUUGUUAUUUUGUACUGCAUUAACAGGUAUUUAUGCCAAAUUUGUUCUGAAAUCUUAUAACUGGAGUUGGUUUACCGCUUUUCUGUUUGGUUCUAUAGUUAGUGCCACUGAUCCAGUAGCUGUAGUAGCUUUGCUAAAAGAAAUGCGAAUGCCACAUUCUUUUACAAUUCUAAUUGAAGGAGAAAGCUUAUUGAAUGAUGGAGUUGCAAUAGUACUAUAUGAAACACUCUCACAUCAUGUGUUUUCUGAUUCUGAUUUGAGUUUGGAGGAUUCUGCAAUCCAGCUAAUCAAAACAUGCAUUGGAGCUCCCAUCUUUGGCUACAUUUCUGCCAAAAUUGCAGAGAUUGUUCUUCUUACGAUUUAUAUCAGUCCUGUAUCUGAAAUGACUACAAUUCUGAUUCAAGCUUAUAUAACUUAUUUUGUUGCUGAAAGAUUUCUUGGAAUAUCUGCUGUGCUUGCUGUUGUUCUUUUUGGUGUAACUUUAAAUGCGAAUAGAAUGUGCAUUAGUCCUGAGAGUGAAAGUUUGAUCCAUACGGACUGGAGAUUGUUGUCUGUAUAUGCAAAUACUCUUAUAUUUGUGAUUGUUGGAAUUUUGAUUAGUGUUCAUCUUUCUUUACAUUAUGAUUCUAAAGAUACCUUACUGGUGCUUGCUACAUACAUCAUUCUAACUGUUUUAAGGGGAGUAAUGAUUGCAUUGUUCUACCCUCUCUUGAAAUGUACUGGCUAUGGAAUAACAUGGAAAGAGAGUAUUGUGUUAGCAUGGGGAGGAUUGAGAGGAGCUGUUGGUGCAGCUUUGGCAUUGAUGUUUGCUUCAAACCCAAAAGUUAAUAAAUCUGAAGACACCAGCAAGGUUUUGGUUCAAGUUUCAGGAAUUAUUAUUCUUACUUUGAUAAUAAAUGCAAAUACUGUAAAAUCUAUCAUGAAAUUAAUAAGAUUUAAAGAUGUGACUCUUGUGCAUCGUUUAUCUAUGGGAAAUGCAAUAGCCUGCGUCAGUGAAGUUAGAGAAAAAUCAAUUAGGAUAUGCAAAAAAGAUAGUAAAUAUCAAAAGGCGGAUUGGAUUUGGCUAUUACACAACACAAAAAUUCAUGAUCCUUAUAAAGGAGGUAUAUAUGGGGAUGAUCCUACAAUGUCUAGCCUUUUCAUUCCUUAUGGUUCUUGCGAUGAAUGCAUGUCAUCCCUUCUACCUUAUGCUCCAUCAGAGAAUGAAAUGGAGGAGCUAAAUGAAGCUGCUCGAAAGAAAGUUUUGAGAGCAAUGAAGGGUUUCUUUUGGAAACAGUUUCGUAAUGGAUUAAUUCAAAGGAGAGCUUUGAAAUUUUUAUCUAUGGUUGUGGAUAAUGCAUCUGAUAUUUCUGGGAAAUAUGUAAGAAGUCAUGAAUUGUCCUCAAGAUUCAAAAGGAUAAUACUCAUAAAUCGUUGGUUGGAAAAGAGUCUUUCCAAAUUAAUAGAGAAAAUUGAGCUCCAUGAGUCUACUUUUGAUAAAGAAAUACAACAGCUGCGUGUGAGACACCUUAAGGGAUUACGAAAAUAUUGUUCAUGGUUUUAUUUUAAGUGGUGGUUUGAACCUAUGAUUAUGACUGUUAUUUGUUUAAACAUUAUUCAGAUUAUUUUAGAUAUUUACUAUAUUGUUUUCAUGAAUAAAAAGGGACUUUUAAAGAUAAUGUCUGCCUUAUGUGCAACAUUUUCCUUGUUCUAUGUUUUGGAAAUAUCUAUUAAGAUAUUUGCUUUAAGAUUCCAUCGCUAUGUAAAGAAUCCCUGGAAUAUAUUUGAUUUAGUGUUAUCAUUGUUUGCUGUUCUCGAAGGAACUGCUGAUUUUGUUUUGAUGUCUUAUUAUUAUUCCCAUCAUCAAUGGAUUUCACAUUUUAGAAUUCUGAUCGCUUUAAGACUGUUGAGAGCUCUCCGUAUAUUAAGGAUUUUGCUUUAUAAUCUAUUGUCAUCUAUUAGAAAUUAUUAUUCAUCUGAGUUGUAUUAUGCCUAUGAUGUCAGCCGUGGUUUUCUAUUUGCUAAUGAAGCCGUUUUGAAAAAAAUUGAUGCUGUUGUUGAUUUUGGCCCAAGUGCUAAAGUACCUUUAUCUGUUUGUAAAGAGAAUGUUGAAGAGAUGCUUGAUAGUUUGAUUAAUUUUGAACAAGAGUUCCCAGGUGUUGCCCAUGCUUUGCAAUCAAAUCGUGCUGCUAGACGAAUUUUAAAUAGGCUCAGAAUAGUUCUGGAUCGCUUUACUGAAAAAUCAUUAAUUUUAAGAGAAGACAUGAAAGUCUUAAAACAGAUUCUUUUUGAAAUGACUAAGAAAAUUGUUUAUGCUCCUAGAAUACGACCAAUUAUACAUGAUGUAUCCAAAAUUCUUGAAGAAUCUGAUUGGGUCAGAUAUGCUGGUGCAUCAGAUAUCAUUGUUGAAAAUCAUAAUAUUUGCAGUUAUAAAAGUGGAGAAGUUAUUCAACAGGCUGGAAAUAAUCAUAUCUAUGUGCAUAUAAUUGCUUCUGGAAUCAUAAAAGUUUUAUGGUCAAAUCCAGAAUCAUCUUCAUAUCAAAUGUAUAAUCAGCUACCAAACACAGACACUUUCCUAAUAUUUGAGUCAGAAGUACCUAAUGAAGUAUGGGAAUUUUUAAUUACAUCUCAAACUCUUGGUCUUUUGGGGUAUUUACAAAAGACUAAAUCUGUUACUACAGCAAUUUGUGAAAAAGACUGUGAGCUGGUACAAAUCCCUUAUACGUUUUUACAAAGACAUGAAGAAGAAUAUCAACUGACCUAUUCUAUGUGGAGGAUGGUAGCUAUAAAUAUUGCUUCAAUUAUGUUAAAGCACCAACCUCGUUAUAAGGAUUACAGUGAGGAUGAAAUCAAAAUUCGCUUGCAUACAGGUAUAAUGCCAUCAAUACAGAGUGUAAGUAAUUGGAGUGUUCCAGAUGUAAUUGAUGAUAUGGUUCUUAUCCAAGGUAGAGCAAAAGAUUCAACCACAGGUCUCAAAUUUGUUGGACCUGUUUAUAUUCCAAAUACUUGCCGAAAUUUUACUUUGCUUGACAAUGUUGAAAAGAGACCUUUGAUUGUUAUGAUAUUAUUUCCUAAUCCAAAGUAUAGUUUUGACUUGUGUAAACAUUGGACUAAUUUAGAUGAAAUUAAUGCAUCAGGACUAUGUAAAUUACAUAAAACUGAAGUUAAAUCAUUGCCAAGUUUCCAGGUAUCUAUAAAAAAAUAAAGAAAUAUCUUUAUUUAUAAAAUGUGAACAGGAAAUGGAUGUGAAAAGCUAAACUGUGAGAAAGCAUUUCCUGUAAAUUAAUGAAUUCUUCAGUGUGA
Molecule: messenger RNA, 4143 nt
Organism: Argiope bruennichi
Lineage: Eukaryota; Metazoa; Arthropoda; Arachnida; Araneae; Araneidae
Product: sodium/hydrogen exchanger 10-like
Exons: 24
Coding region: 470-4045 (1191 amino acids)
Biological process (GO): proton transmembrane transport
Cellular component (GO): membrane
Molecular function (GO): monoatomic ion channel activity; sodium:proton antiporter activity
Source: RefSeq, a predicted model, not a curated record